This is a messenger RNA of Pseudophryne corroboree (corroboree frog), 2390 nucleotides long. RefSeq names its product protein regulator of cytokinesis 1-like. The record is from RefSeq and is a predicted model, not a curated record. Gene Ontology annotation, cellular component: mitotic spindle midzone; cytoplasm; spindle. Gene Ontology annotation, biological process: mitotic spindle midzone assembly; microtubule cytoskeleton organization. The transcript has 14 exons. Lineage: Eukaryota; Metazoa; Chordata; Amphibia; Anura; Myobatrachidae. Bases 241 to 1968 code for a protein of 575 amino acids. Gene Ontology annotation, molecular function: microtubule binding.
UGCUGUGACACCCGCCCCCUGGCGCAAGCCUUCAGCACAUCGUCACGUGGCAGCGUGUUCGCCUGGCUGUAACCUCCCCUUACUCCUCUCGUCCAAUCAGAGCUUUUACAGCGACAUUGGAGCGAAGUUUGAAAACAGAGCAGCGGCCGGAUUCGGAAUUCCCCGCAGCCCGUGCCCCUGAGCCCCAUCCCACGGCAGAUCGCCCGGCCUGACGCGUGUCGGGGCAGUGACUGAACGAUAAUGUCGCGGCACUCGCGGAGGAGUGAGGUUUUGGCAUCCUCUGUCAUCUCCAGCACAAACAAUGCCCUUGGAAGACUCAUGGACAUCUGGGAUGGGCUAGGUAUUAAAGAGGAGAUGCGUUUGCAGAGAAUUGAAGAAGUUAAGAAGCAUAUUGAGGGAUUGUUUAACCGCAUGAUCAAUGAAGAAAUGGAAAUGAAAGAUAGAAUUGAAAAAAGUAUUCAGUUCUGCAGAAAGGAAAUAAAAACACUGUGUCAUGAUUUAUCUGUUGAUGACUACAUGGCAGAAGAGGGUAUGACCAUCCUUCAGAUUGAGAGAGACUUGAGGGUGAGAUUAGAGCUUCUGAUGAAAGAGAAAAACAAGCGUCUUGAAGAAUUGAGGCUACUACAGCAAGAAGACCAGGAGUUAUGUUCUGAUCUCUGUGUUACACCGUACUACAUACCAUCUGGCAGCAUACCCAGUCAUAGACAGCUGGAGGAGCUGAAAGAGCACAUCAAGGUCCAGGCGGAAGAAAAGAGAAAACGCCUUCUGGUCUUUUCCACACUUAGAACUGAAAUCCGGCAGUGUUUAGAUGAAAUAGGACGGCAGCCCGAGAAUUCAUUGGAACAAGAGGCCAUCUGUGAAGAUGAAGACGUUUUCUUCCUCACAAAUGAGAAUAUUAAAGCGCUCACAAUUCUAAAGGCACAGCUUGAACUCAAAAAGGAAGGGCUUUUAUCCACAUUAAACACUAUUAAAGAAAAAGUUACUGUUUUGUGGGAUCUCCUGCAAGUUACACCUGAAGAGAGAGAAGAAUGUCAAAAGACUCUUGGAAAUCCUAUUUAUGAGGCGAUCAAAACAUGGGAAAAUGAGCUCACACGGCUGGAAGAGCUGAAGUCUGUAAAUCUAAAGGAAGUGAUCCUGAAAAUCAGAAUGGAACUAAUAAUCUACUGGGACAAAUGUUUUUAUACCACUGAUCAAAGGAAAGCAUUUGCCCCAUACUACAGUGAUGAAUUUACAGAAGAUCUUUUAAGCCAGCAUGAUGAAGAGGUUGUACGGUUAAAACUGUUGUAUGAAAAAUGCAAAUCCAUUCUUGAUGCAGUGGCAAAGUGGGAAACCAGCUGGUCACAGUUUCUAAUUCUAGAGAAAAAGGCAUCAGACCCCAACAGAUUUUCAAACAGAGGUGGAAGUUUGCUCAAGGAGGAAAAAGAACGUGUAAAACUACAGAAAUUGCUGUCAAAGCUAGAGGAAGAGCUGAAGUCACGGAUAGAUGCAUGGGAGACUGAACAAGGCUAUGCAUUUUUAUUUAAAGGCAUUAAGUUUAUGGAAUAUGUAGCAAAUCAGUGGGAAACCUUCAAGCAGCAAAAGGAACGUGAGAAACAAGAUCGGACAAACAAAAAAGAAGAACCUGCACCAUUUAAAACACCAAUAAAACGGCCAGCAGGUUCCUGUUCACAGGGUACUCCAAGUAACAAAACACGAAAGCUUAAUGGAGCCACAAAUGCAACCAUGUCUCGCACAACUGUCAUUAAUUCUGGUGGAAACCAGACCUCAACAGGAAAAGUACAACUUGCCACAAUUAAGACCCCUUUGAAAACUAGAGAUACCCCUGUGAGACCUCCAUUGCAUGACAAUAACAAACAAACAAUUAUGUUAUCCAGCCACCCUGGAAGCUAUUCUGAUUUUAAGGAGGAGAUUACCAAAAAAUCCGGCAAUGAUGUCAUUUUUAACUCAACAGUAAAUGAGAACUUGUAACUUUCUGCAUGAAUUCCAGCAUAUUUGCCCUAUUCCAUCCUGCAAUGUAGGUUCUGUAUAUUUGUUUCUGCGUUUUAUUAAAGUGCAUCUGUCUACACCGUUAACCAUUAACUAGGAAUACAUGCCCCUGUUACCUGAGUGGAGACUGGUUUCUAAUCCAAUUGAUAGACUACAACCUUACAGAUACUGUGUCAGUCCAUACAAUUCUGUGUCCAUUGUGUGUGUGCACUUCAGCAUCAAGCCUUGUAAAUAUGUCAGUUUUUAAUGCCUCCUGUCUUUUUAAAAUGUGCUCUUUAUUCAGUUUCAAAUAUAUAUGUAUCAGGGUCACUUAAUCUGCAUAGUCUCCAAGUACUGUGCUUGAAAUGGCAAGUACAGUAAUGGUCUAAAAUAUUUUCAAAUAAAGCAAAAAAUAUUACACAUGG